Molecule: messenger RNA, 1886 nt
Organism: Acipenser ruthenus (sterlet)
Lineage: Eukaryota; Metazoa; Chordata; Actinopteri; Acipenseriformes; Acipenseridae
Product: hyaluronan synthase 1-like
Exons: 6
Coding region: 1-1821 (606 amino acids)
Biological process (GO): hyaluronan biosynthetic process; extracellular matrix assembly
Molecular function (GO): hyaluronan synthase activity
Source: RefSeq, a predicted model, not a curated record
AUGUACACGGGGGCACCAGGUGUGGCUAUCAUCAACACCUCUUCAUCGACAGUAACGGACAAAAAAGAUGCAGUGUGCGCGGCGCCGGUGAAAGUCCAGUGGAAGGAGAGUCCGGUCACGGUGCUGCGGCGGAUCGUCACGGUCCUGUUCGCGCUGGCGGUGGCGGGCGCGGUGCUGGCGGCUUACAUCGCCGGCUACCAGAUCGUGUGGGACUCCUCGAAGCUCUUCUCCUUCGGGCUCUACGGGGCGUUCCUCGUCUUCCACCUCGUGGUGCAGAGCUUCUUCGCAUACCUGGAGCAGCGCAAGAUGAGGAGCCGGAACCUGGAUUGCAGCUACACCAAAACGGUGGCGCUCACCAUCUCCGCCUAUCAGGAGGAUGCAGACUACCUGCGGCAGUGCCUGCUGUCGGUGAAGAACACCAAGUACCCCUCAGACAAGCUCCGCAUCGUCAUGGUGAUAGACGGCAACAGCGCGGACGACCGCUACAUGCUGGAGCUGUUCCGCGAGGUGUUCAGUGACGACGACGUGGGCUGCCUGGUCUGGCAGGAGAAUUACCACACCUGGAAACCCUGGGAGCCUCCAGGCAGCAGCGAGCUCCAGCUCAGCACCGUCGAGGCGCUGGGGGAGAUGUACCACGAGGUGGCGCUGGACGACCCGGGGAAGAGCGAGGUGGAGGAGCUGAUCCGCAGACACCGCUGCGUGUGCAUCAUGCAGAAGUGGGGAGGCAAGAGGGAGGUCAUGUACACCGCCUUCAAGGGGCUGGGGGACUCCGUGGACUACGUGCAGGUCUGCGACUCGGACACCAAGCUGGACCCCUUGGCCACCCUGGAGCUGGUGAAGGUGCUGGAGUCUGACGAGCGGUACGGGGCUGUAGGGGGAGACGUGCGGAUCCUCAACCUCAGCGAGUCCUACAUCAGCUUCAUGAGCAGCCUGCGCUACUGGAUGGCCUUCAAUGUGGAGCGCGCCUGCCAGUCCUUCUUCGACUGCGUGUCCUGCAUCAGCGGCCCCCUGGGUCUGUACAGGAACGACCUCCUGCAGCUGUUCCUCGAGUCCUGGUACAAUCAGAAGUUUCUGGGAACGCACUGCACCUUCGGAGACGACAGACACCUCACCAACAGGAUGCUCAGCAUCGGAUACGCCACCAAGUACACCAGUCUUUCCCGGUGCUACUCCGAGACCCCCGGCCAGUUCCUGCGCUGGCUCAACCAGCAGAUCCGCUGGACCAAGUCCUACUUCCGGGAGUGGCUCUACAACGCCCUCUGGUGGCACAAGCACCACCUGUGGAUGACGUACGAGUGCGUGGUGGCCGGCGUCUUCCCCUUCUUCGUGACGGCCACUGUGCUGGAGCUCUUCUACAAGGGGGGCCUGUGGGACAUCCUGUGGAUCCUGCUGGUCAUCCAGAUCAUCGGGCUGGGCAAGGCUCUGUACGCCUGCUGGCUGCGCGGGAACCCGGUCAUGGUGUUCAUGUCCCUCUACUCCGUGCUCUACAUGACCAGCCUGCUGCCCACCAAGUACUUCGCCAUGCUCACCAUGACCAAGAGCAGCUGGGGCACCUCGGGGAGGAAGAAGAUCGUGGGGAACUACAUGCCGCUGCUGCCCUUGUCCCUGUGGUGGGGCGCCCUGCUGGCCGGCCUGGGCUACACGGUGUACAAGGACUGCCAGCAGGACUGGACCCUGCCGGACAUGCAGAGAGAGGCUCUCUACCUCAUCUGCGGCUCGGCCGCCUACGUCGCCUACUGGCUCCUCAUGGGGGCGCUCUACUGGUUCUGGAUCCGCGGGGUCUGUGGGAAGUACCAGACCCUGGAGGAGGAGCACAUGUGAGCGGAUCCAGGAUUGUAGGAUUCCGGGACAGGAUGUGUGUGCGUGUGUGAGUGUGUGUAAAUAAA